AUGGAGGGACAUCUUCCUCCUCUGAAAGGUGUGAGUGCCACAUGGCUGCACACCAGCUUCACUUCCUGGGUGGUGGACAUCAUCUUUCCCAUCCUGUGUGGAGUGGGGCUCUUUCUCCUGAUACUCCCCUGCCUCAAGAGUGACCCAUCCCCACCUGCUAGACAAAAGGGGAAUAUCAGGAAGCACUGGAAUGAGGGUGAAUCUCUGGGAGGCCUCAAAGGGGACAUGGUUCCCCAGCCUGACCAGCUGGCCUGUCCUCCUGACCUUGUCUGCCUCUGGCUGAAGCUUGUGCCUCCUGUCUCCUGCAGCCACCAGGGGAAGCCCCCUGACCAGGACAGAGCUCCUCAUCUCUUAUAUCAAGACUUCUUGGGAGAGCAGCGCGAACCAGCACUGGCCAGAGUCCACCAGCCUCAUGAGUGUGAUGCUUCACCUGCCAUCUUUACCUCACCGGCUUCCCCAGCUCCUCUGCCUUCAGCCUCCUGCCUCUCACAGGAACCUCAUGAACUCCAUUCUAAUUUGCAGAGAAUCCCAGCUGGCCCUGUUCCAGAUAGCUCCCCUCCAGGUAACUCCAAUUUGGCCUCUCUCAUCAUGGCCAUCUCAGGCCUUGACCACUUAAGUGGUUCCUUCUCACUCUUCUCCUGGUGGUGGGCAGCUACCAAGACCUUUGUCUUCCUCGGUUCGCUGCAUGGCAGACGCCAGCAAGAGCAUGUUUCCCACCGUCCACAAGAGGCCUCAUUCUGGGGUGAUCCCACAUGCAGGCAAUUGGAAGCUAGUGGCUCCUUGUUUGUCAGCUCUGAUGUUCGGAAGCUGCUAGAAAUACUCAUCUCCAAGAAAGUAGAACAGAUGUGGAAGGCAAAAGAAGAUGGGUCACUUCUGAAAGAAAUGCACCCAGGCCACUGCCUGAAUUCUUUGGGGAAUCUGUUGAGGUCUCCGCGUGAUAAGCAGGCUGCCACCAUCUCACAGCCUUUAUGUGGGCUAAAAUACAAGCCAGUGCAGCCACUGCAUCCUCAGCAGCUCUCUUACCCUAAGGUCUUUGGGGAUCACUUGGAGCAGGAAUACAGCCAGCUUUUCUGGGGCCUCCCCUCCCUGCACAGUGAAUCCCUAGUGGCUAAUGCCUAUGUCUCCAGAUUCCAAAAUCCCUCAGUUAAAUUCAAUACCAGCUCUAGUUCUCCAGUUCAAAUUCAUUCAUCGCCCCAACCACACAAGUUAGAGACCCCACACCAUGUCCCAUGCUUUCCCACAAAACAACCAAUUUCAUCUCCAUCUGAGGUUAGGACCUGCAAAACAUCCUGCCCUACAUCCCAGCAGAGGGCACGAUCUAUCAUCCCAACCUAUAAUGAACAAAUGGAAUGGCCCUUUCAGCAGCCAGAGAAAGGGAGGAGGGCAAUACUUUCUCGUUGCCAAAACUCUCAGGAACUCACUGGCCAACCUACUCUCAACCAUCCCCAGGACAACCAGGAGGAUACAACAUCUUGUUGUACAUUUCAGGAGAAAACAGGCUCUAUCCUCUCAACUGAAAAUCAACAAAUUGAAUGGCCCUUGCAGAAGCAACAGAAACAGAGGAGGACUUUAGUCUCUCAUUUCCCGAACCCACAGGAAGUCACUGGCCAACCCACUCCCAAACUUCCCCAGGGCAGCCAGGCCUCCCACACCUACAAGGCUUCCUCCACUGUCCCUGAUUAUUAUAAUAGCUCUAAGCUCCGUGAGCCACCAAAACAGCAAAGUCAGGUGAGAUUCUUCAAAGAUGAAUGUCAAGAUGGUCCCCCCUACAGAGCCCAAGCAUCUUGGAAAGUGAUACAACCUCAAGGACAAUUCUUACAGACCUGUCAGUGCCAGGCAAAGGACAGGCACCAGCCCUGUCAGACCUGCCAGUCCAGUGCAUUUACAUGUAAAGGCAACAAUGAGGAGCAGAUUAUGGGGUCUAUGCGCUCUAGAAGAAUUUUUGGCAAGGGUUCGGUAAGGUUCAAACUAGACAAACCAAUCAAGAAUGUAGGGCAAGAUUGGAAAUGCUCAAAAGAUAUAGUCUGGAGUCCAGGUAGCACCUCAAUGAAGCUUCUGGAGAGUAAGAAAUCAGAAAGUUCUUUGACAACAUCUGGGAGGGGUGACUAUGAAAAUUAUGUAACUAAGAGCUCCAACAAGAAGUAUCUUGAAAAAAAUCUGAAAGCCCAUUUGGGCAGGAAGUUGGGGCAGAUCCAGGAGGGCAAGAUCCCUGUGAAAGUGCGUCGAUCCUUGUUUGCAGUCAACUGUGCUUCUCCCAAGUUUGACACCCAUCCAAAACCCAGAAAUCUCACCACCUCAAAAGGCCAGAGGUCCUUCACAGACACCACCAGGGAGCUUUCAUUUCUUGAUCCACACAUUCGACUGAUGCUAGAAACACACAUUAUAAGGUUCCGAGUGAGGCAAAAGUGGGGGCUACACCUCCAGGCUCUUGAGUCUAGAAAUCUCAAUUUAGGUGCAGUUCAAUCCUCAGCCCUUACACAGUCAGCCUUUUCAACCUCAGCCUUCCGUGAAUCUGGUGCCAAGUUGAGAGCCAAGGCUGCUGACUUCCUAAGAGAACUUCCUUGGAAAGGUCAAAGAGAGAAGGUUAUGACCAAAAAACCAGUUCCCACCCUGGAGAAGUGUCCACUUUCUCCCUCACCUACACAUAAGGAAGUCCAGAGGGCCCUGAAAGCCAUGCCAUGUGGUAGUAACCGCAAGUCUUCAGUGGCUCCUCUGAUUGGACAGCCAGGCAGGCUGCCUGCUCAGCCUCUCACUUAUAACCUCCCAGGCAGAAACUGGCAGAGUCGUACUGUUCAUGGAGCUGGAAAAGACUGCUUAGAACUGAGUUCAAGGCAUGCCAUGACAAAGUAUAAGCCAUGGGAGGAUAGAGGAGACCUGGGAUCAUCAGACCCUUGCUGCAGCACAAGAACAUUUAUGAUCAAUGCAGGAUCCAAAUCUCCAAGGGAGAAAAAGACCAAGGAGACAGGGGAGGCUAAGGAGAAGGUCUCUACUUGGGAAGUCUCUGUGGGAACCAGUGUGGCAGCAAAGUCCCACAUUAAUGUGAGUCUGAAGAGUUUAGAAUCUCUGGGGAUGAAGAAAACAUCAUCACCUUGUGAAAAUUCCACUGACCAGCAUCCAGGAGAGCCAAGACGGAAAAGAAGGAUUACCAAGGAAUUGGAGCUCAAAGUGGAGGUAGAGUCAGGGAAUCAGCCUCAAGACACAACCACUAGCAUUAUCCAGCAAGAUAGACCCUCUGUGUUACUCUAUGAUACAGGUAUGCCCACAUCUCGGGGCCCACUAAGCAUCUCUCAGAGCGUAUCCACUAGUGACAUAUCGGCUUUCCAGGAGCUAUGUGACCCUCUAUCAAGGGAAAGCAGCAGCCAAGGGCAGCAAGAACCCAGAAUCCCAAAAAUGAAGGACCCACAUAAGAGUGUGAUAAAAACAAUUGAUUCUCCUAACAAGAGAGACGUCUGCAAGAGACCUAAACCAGGAGAGAAAGAAAGGAUUGUAGGACAGCAGAUCCUCCCUGCCCAUGGGAGGAGCCACCCUGCCCAAGACAGGGAAACAGGAGACACCCUGGGGAGUAAGUCUUCCCCACUCCUGCCAAAGAAGGAACAGCUACCUCCAGAAAACCAUGUCAAGAAAAUGGCGUGCCUUAGCCCCAACAAAAAAGGCAAAGGGUGGGGAGAUUAUCUGCAAAAAAUGAAGCCAUCAUCUGCCAUUUCACAGAGCAAAGGAACAGUCAUAAGCAGAUAUUUUGUGGAGAAGAAGGAGCAGGAGGCCCGGGCCAUCAUGACAUUUGUUGCCAAGAUUCUGGCAGACAAACUGAGGCUUCACUAUGGACGUGGUUCCUUAGAGUUAAGUUGGGCUAGGGAGGAUGCUCAGACUCUGGUGGGCCAGAGGAGUCCUGGCCGCAGGAGUCCCUUAUAUCUAGAAGAAAGGAGAGUGGUGACAGAAGUGGAUUUUGGUCACCAAGUCAACCCCAAAGACCAAAGACAUCUCAUCAGCAAUAGAUGUGUCAGAGACAGGAACAGCAACUGGGACUCUCCACCCAGAAAGCCUGUGUCCCUAGGCAGCCCCUGCCAGGUCAGGCCAAGUGUGGCAGGUGCCUCUGGCCACCUUCAUCAUUACCCAACAGAGAGGGACCUUGAGAGAUGUGUCUCAUCUCAUCAACCAGGUCAUGAUUCCCACACCUUUUCUGGUGCAAAAACUUUUCUACUACAAAGAUGUCAGUUUGUGCAGAGAAAAGUUGUUUAG
This is a messenger RNA of Lepus europaeus (European hare), 4236 nucleotides long. Its product is annotated as spermatogenesis-associated protein 31E1-like. The record is from RefSeq and is a predicted model, not a curated record. The transcript is spliced from 2 exons. Bases 1 to 4236 code for a protein of 1411 amino acids. Lineage: Eukaryota; Metazoa; Chordata; Mammalia; Lagomorpha; Leporidae.